This is a messenger RNA of Astrephomene gubernaculifera, 6305 nucleotides long. Lineage: Eukaryota; Viridiplantae; Chlorophyta; Chlorophyceae; Chlamydomonadales; Astrephomenaceae. The record is from the annotation of a GenBank genome assembly.
AGCAACACCAUAUACAUAGUAUCUAUAGAAAGCUAGCGCAUGCACUCAUGCAAGCAUUGUGCAAACAACACUACGGGAAAGAACAGCUUUACUUCAUGAACGUCGGUUAAGGCUCCGGACUUUCUGUCCUACGCCUGAAAGCUUGAUCGAUAGACCAUGGUUAUCACCGAUUCUAAUCUUUUCAAUAGCCAGGUGGAUGACGACGACGCCGUAAUAUCUUACGAAGGCAACGAAGCUAAUCCGGCGCACUCGGAGCGGCCGGGCAGGACCGGAGCAUCGCAGCAGCGCGACUUCCAGGACGACGGCUCGGGUUUAGGGGGCUUGGAUGAUGAGGUGUCUGAGAAUUUCUCAUCCAGCACGUUGAUGCUUGACGGCAAGCCGCGUAGCACACACUCACGUGUGCCUUCGCAGCGUGCUCCGUCCAAUGCCAGCGGUCGCGGUGGGGGCAAUCGCUCAGACUUUGGCGACGAUCUCCCCGGCGAUGGUGACAGCAAGCUCCCUUCUGAAGCAGUCGCGGGUCAUUCUCCUCACCAUAACGCCGCAGGCGGUGAAUCUUACGCCGCCGAUGAUGUCCUGGGUGCCACCGUCAGCUCAUCCAUCGCGCUAUCUGAGUCAGCUUUAGAGCAUCCCGGCAAGCCGGCGUCCCGGCGGGCACCGUCCGCAGCACCCAGCAGCAAAGCUCCUUCCGAAGCAGGCGCUGGGCGUAACACGCGGACCGGUAUUGCCGCGGGCGGCAACUCGCAAUCCUCGGAGAUCGUGCUGGGGGAGAGCGCUUUGGACGACGGUCCUGCGGAUGCAGCAUCCGAGCGACGCGGCAAGCCGUCCUCCCACCGCGCACCAUCCACUGCAGCAGGAAGCACUCGAGGAGGAGGAGCAGGAGGGUCGGAGGCAGGCGGCGCGCUCUCGGCCCGUUCCAGCUUCGUCGGAGGCGACACCUACUCAAUUGACUUUGACGGUGCUGCUGCUUCAGAGGCGCCGGCGACAGCUCCUUCGCCGCCGGUCCGGCGGCGAUCCUCCCUUGCUAGCUCCCUCCGGCAAUCCGUGGCGUCCCAGAAGUCCCUUUCAUCACCAGGACCGCCACCGCCAGCAGCAGCAGGGACAGCAGCUUCACCCGCCGGCGGCGGCAGCGAGCAGCACCAGCAACACGGGGUGGCGGCAGCUGCGGCAGAUGCCUCCCUGAGCUACAGCAUUGCACUGGACGACACAGCCAGCGUCCGCUCCGGUGCUGCUGCUCCUCCCGCUGCUGCUUCCCGACGCACCAGCGGUUCACAUUCGCCGGCCGUCCAACCACCUGCGGCAGCCCAUUCGCCAGCAGCAGCCCUGCCAGCCGGUUUCGGAGCCGCUGGCUCGGUACGGUCUGGCCGUUCCGCCGCGGCGUCAUCCUCAAUUAUACGCAGCGCAGGAACCACCGCUACUGGUGCCGCUGAGAGCCACGCGGACUACAACCAAAGUUCGGACUCCGUUGAGGCGGGGGCAGAGGCGGAGGCGGGGGGCGAUGCAGCCAGCGCACGAUCUGGGUCGCGUCGCAGCGGCAACGCCACGCCGCCUCGAGCCGGCCCGGGCUCGGCACACAGCGCAUCCGUCCGCUCCGCGCACUCCGCUGCUGCGCACGUGCCCUCGCCUCACACACCGGCGGUUGCGGCAGCAGCCACGGCAGGAAGGCCGGGCAGUGACGGCAGUGAUUACGACCAGAGUGGCGAUGGCUUCGAGGAUGAACCCUUGGACGAUGAUUCAGAGGAGGAGGAGGUUGCCAGCAGGCGCUCUGCACCCGCGUCCGCGCACGGCAAGGCCGGCGGCAGCGGCGCGGUCGCCUCCGCAUCAGCCAUCCGCGGCACGGCCCCCUCGGUGUCCGGAUACUCUGCUCGUUCCGCCAACACAGCUCGAAGUGCGGGCGGCGCCCGGAUGAGCGGCACUUACAGUCAGGGCACGGGCGCGUUCGAGGACGAACCCCUCACGGACGAACCCGCGGAGAGCGUGUUCGCAGCUUCUGAGAAUGCGGUUCCACACGGGUCAAAGCGCGCCAGCGGAUCCGUGUUGGGCACCCCCCGUGCACCCUCGACAUCAGGUGUUUCCGUGUCUAGUCGCCGUACGGGCAGAAGUACGAUUAUGGCAAUGGCGGCUUCGGAGCAUCCAUCCGGUGGCGGGGAUCACUUGCGGCACCCUCAUGCUGAUGAGGCGUACCCGGGGGGCCCCGGUGAGGGCUUCCUGGCCCCAGGCUAUGACAGUGUGGGUGACGUGGGCGAGCCCUCCGUGGCAUGGCAGGCGCCGGCUUCGGAAAGCGGUCAAAGCACGGUCAACGCAGGAGGUGGCGGUGGAGGUGGUGCUGCCGGUGGUGGCGGCGGCAGCAGCGGUGCUGCGGGCGCUAGUGCCAGCAUGUCUGGCAGCAUCUUCCAGCCGGAACCCACUUCUGCUAGUGCAGCCGCUCGCAAUCGCCGUCCAGGCAGUGCCGUUUUCCGUCGCCUGCCCGCGGAUGCGGGCGCGGACAGCAACACAGCGCACCCCCACCAUCAUCACCACCAUGGCAACAACGACCCGCACCACCACCAUCACCGUGCCUCUUCCGCUCGCAGCUCCGCAGCAGACGAUUCCGCCUCCGGCCUUUUCGGCCUGGAGGAGGAGGACGACUGGAACGAGGGCGCCAUCCGCGUCGCUGCGCCGGGCGUGCAGCAGCGGCAGCAGCGGCUGGACCGGCCCGCCUCCGCCUCGCCUCGCGACCUGCGGGCCAGUGCGGUGGAGGGGCUGCCUCGGAAGCACCCCGCCUCCUGGGACUGCGUGGAGGUGGCCAACUGGGUGGAGUUCCUGGGGCUGGGGCAGUACCGCAGGCGCUUCCUGCACCACUACAUCGACGGCCGCCUGCUGCUGCAGCUCUCCGACGCCCAGCUCAAAACCGAGCUCGGCAUCGCGCCCGCCGUACACCGCCGAGCCAUCCUGGACUCCGCCGGCGCGCUGCUGCGGCAGUUCCACGAAUCCCAGCGGGAGCGCAUGCUGGCUGCAUCCUACCACGAACACGCAUCCAACCCGCAUGCUUCUGUCACCGUCACCACCACCUCCGUCUCCCCCGGCCGCGGCGAGUCCCCGGGUCGCAGCGCUGCUGCUGCUGGUUACACAGACGACAGCGUCGGAGGCAAUACCCGACGGGAAUACGUUCGCCCCGGUAGCGCCCCUAGAGCUGCCGCCCGCGCCCGCACCCGACCCGCCAGUGCGUUGCCGGGGGGUGCAGUCGAGGCCUCACCGCGGGCUGCAGGCGCCCAGGGGAGUCCCGCGGCGCGGCGGCGGCCUUCGUCUGCGUCACGUGCCGCCCCGCUGGUGCCCCCGGAUGCCUACCUGGGUCCUGCCAUGGGCAAGGUGACGGCGUACGAGCAGCGGUCCAAGCUGCUGUUUGAGCUGGACAGAGCGCAGGCCCGCGCGGAGCAGCACCGAGUGCUGGCGGAGCAGCUGCAGCACAAGGCGCAGCUGUCCGCCAAGGACGUGGCUCGCGCGCGGGGGGCGCUGCUGGAUAAUGAGCACAAGAACAAGGGGGCGUUCGGGCUGAUGAUGGGGGCAGCGGUUGCGGGCGGGGGACCGGGCAGUGUGGGGCUGAUGAUGGGGGGGAAGGACAACAAGUCGUUCAUCCCUUGGUGCCCCGUGGGCAAGAGAACUACGAACAUGAACUGGCACCCCGAGCGCUUCGCGCGCCCCGGCGAGCCUGACACGGUGGACCUCACCUUCCAGCCGCGCUGCACCAACGCGGAGAGCAAGAAGCUGCUGGGGGAGCGGGGCGGCAGUCCGGGGGGCGGGCGGGGGGGCAGCCCGGGGGGCGGUGCGGGGGAGGGGGCGGACCAGUCGGCGGUCGUGAAUGGCUUCUUGGAGCGCCUGAACAACGACCUGCGCAAGCGGGAGCAGUCGCGCAAGGAGCUCACCCGGCGCUACUGGAGCGAGGGCAGCGGCGCUGCAGCCGCCAAGCAGGCUGAGGCGGACUGGAAGCUGGUGUCGGAGGCGCUCAGCAGCCGCUGCAAGAUGGACAUGGGCAGCGAGCCGGCGGAGUAUGAGGGGCAGAUUGAUGAGGCCAUGUCCAAGCUGAGCACCUCCGAGAGCUGGCGCGAGGCGGGGCUGCGGGACGGCCCCAUCAAGGCCGCCAAGGGGCCCGCCAAGGUGGCAGCGGCGGCGGCUGCACUGCGCUCGCUGUCCUUCAUGGAGAGGUACCGCUCCGACCUGAAGAGCAAGGACAGGAAGCUCAAGGACCUUGAGAGGAAGUGGCUGAGUCAGACGCUGGGCACCCAGUACCUGCCCAGCGCCAAGGACAAGGAGGACCUGGAGCAGGCGGUGCAGUUCUUCGCGCUGCUGGGCUGGCGCGACGACGACGGCAGCCCGGCGGAGGCGGCGGUGCAGCCCUACCUGCUGGACAGGCUGCUGGAACGUGCCAUCGCCUACCGCAAGCAGUACGACCGCUGGUGGCAGCGCGUGAGGGACCGACCCGAGGAGCGCGCUGCCGGCUUCCACUGCGAGAUCGACUGGACUCUCCCCCCCUGGGACACGGACGGCCUGGCCGCCCCCAUGGAGGAGGAGAUGGAGCGCAUGGCACUGGCGGCGGAGGCGGCGGCAGCCAGUGGGGCGGGCGGCACCCUAACCCAGUACGGCACCGGUUUCGCCGCGGUGGACGUGGCCCCCGUGGCUCCCGGCCCCGGCCCCAGCAGCCGCGGGGGGCAGCAGCACCCGCAGCUGCGCGCCUCCUCGGCUGCCGCGGGGGCGGGUGUGAUGGACUUUGUGGACUUCACGGUCCGGCUGCUGGGGCGGGCGCACCUGGAGGACCUGCACAAGCUGAUGACGCUGGCGGAGCGGCAGAAGAGGCUGGGGGUGUACCGGGCGAUCCGCACCCAGAAGUUCAUCGAGUUCACGCAGCGCGACAUGGAGGAGCGCAACCGCAAGCUGCGCCACGCCUACGCCACCCUGGCCCCCGCGCGCCGCAAGGUGCCCUCCUCCCGCAUCGAGGCGUUCUUCGAGCGGCUGGCAGAGGAUGCGGCGCGGCGGCGGGCGCGGGCGGAGCGGCUGGCACACGACAAGGUGGCGAAGGAGGCGGCCAUCCUGGCGUCGUCGGUGAUUUACGGGCGGCCGAGGUCGGCAAGGUGACGAGGGAAGGGAGUGGGGAGGUGGUGGUGGUGGUGGGGUGGGGUGGUUGAGGAGGAGAGGGGAGGAUGGGGAGGAUGGCUAUGUGGCAUGGACUGCAUAAUGGUAUUGGGAACGAAGGGGGAGGAGGAAAUGUGGUCGUCCUCUGUGCUUUUGGUGGGUUGCAAGAGGGGAACGGGGGUUGUCCAGAAGGGGGACGAGGGCGUUGGGAGGUGAGGGCAAGAAUGCGAUGCAUGGAUGCACAGUGGAAGGUGGUAGGGGGUGAAGGUAGAUCGUAGUACAGCAAAGGAAAGGAAUCCGUGAAGGAAGGAAGCGCAAGAGGUUUGGGCUUGGGCUAGCUUGGACUGAGCUUUAACAGCGGCUAAAGGGAUGAUGCUUACAGAUGCUUGCUUGUGGAGUUCUUGUAAGGGAACGAGGAACAGGAGGUAGUAGCGUGGGUUACACGCUUCAGCUGUAGGCGUUGGCUGGCGCUUUGCUGCUUGGAUGGCUGACUGGGGGGGUGUGCGGUGCACUGGGAACGAAGGUUGGAGUUGACUCGUCCGCUGUGCUGUUGUUGGGAGUGCUGUGCUGUGGCGCGUGGCUGCGACUGGCUCCUGAACGUGAUGCUUGGCCCCGUGAUGCCCCGGCCCCGGCUGCUCUUGCUGCUGCUUGCAUGAGCUACCGGUAAUAAGGCUUACGUGAUUACUAAACGCUCGUUGUGAUAGGUUUUACUUUGCGUACGUGGUUGCUUGCUUGCAUACCGUAGUUAUGUGGGGACUUUGGUUUGGGUUGCCAUUAGAGACCGUAGCAAUGGGGAGUGGCUGUGAGCCGUGAGAUGUCGUUGCGGUCCGUUGGUACGUCGGCGGCGGUUAGCGGUUGUAUUAGUUUGGGGCUAUGCUGAAGGGGCUACGCUGAAGACACUUGCAGAGCUGCGAUGCUCGUUUGGCUGUAGUUGAACUGUUGACCUUAUGACCCGUCUUGACGUGCAAGGUGCUCCACGCCUCUUGUCCUGCCGAGCUCAUGUAUUAACAGGCACGUUGGCCGCUUAAACUUUCACAAUAGGGGAGGGGGGCACGGAGCAUAAUGAACUUGUAAUAUGCUAGGUAGCGUAGAAGAAUCGCUGGGUCUGAGAGAUGCUGUGCCCUUCUGUACGACAGCACCCAAGUGACUUCCGCCCAUAUCUGGACCGUUCGAGUUUCUAAAUGUAAGCCGAUCUAUUAUGA